This is a messenger RNA of Paramisgurnus dabryanus, 2244 nucleotides long. It is a transcript of the gene tgm8, whose product is annotated as transglutaminase 8. The record is from RefSeq and is a predicted model, not a curated record. Gene Ontology annotation, cellular component: mitochondrion. Gene Ontology annotation, molecular function: protein-glutamine gamma-glutamyltransferase activity. NCBI's taxonomy places the organism in Eukaryota, Metazoa, Chordata, Actinopteri, Cypriniformes, Cobitidae. Gene Ontology annotation, biological process: peptide cross-linking.
CCACAUUCAGAGGGUGUAACAUGUGCUCAAUGUUCUCAAAUUCAUGGGAGGUGAUGGGCACGGCUGCGUAUAAAACACAAACACACAAACACACCGCAGAUAUACCAGUGAAGAAAACCAUCAGCCAUGAGCUCAACAAACUCUCUCAACACAGAUCAGGGUCGUGUUACUGUGGAUCUUCAGUGUAAGAAGAACAACACAGACCAUCGCACAAAUGAAAUCACAUUGGACCGGCUCAUCGUGAGGAGAGGAAAACCCUUCACAUUCAAACUCAGUCUCGAGCGUCCACAUCAAAAUUACAUCGAGCUGACUGUGGAAACAGGUCCUAAUGCGUCUGUAGAGAAGGGAACUCGUUCAGUGUUUGACAGUAAACAGCAGCAGGUCGGCAAAUGGAGUCUGCAGGUUUUAGACAGCUCAUCUUUAUCUGUUAGUCUGUCUGUUGUGUCUCCAUCAAACGCCUGUAUUGGUCUCUACUCACUGUGGGUGAAAAGCGGCUCAUCGACGGCUGUGGCGACACGCGUGGCCUCGUUCACAGUGCUCUUUAACCCCUGGUGUGAGGAUGAUUGGGUGUUUCUGCCCAAUGAAGCAGAGAAACAGGAGUAUGUUAUGAAUGAACAGGGCAUCUUGUACAAGGGUGUAAAUGAAUACAUCACAACUCAAGCCUGGGACUUUGGGCAGUUUGAAGAUGAUAUUUUGGACAUUUGUCUGAAGCUCCUGGAUUUGAACCCAAAGUGUGUGAAGAACCCUCAGGAGGAUUAUUCUGCACGCUGUAACCCCAUCUACAUCAGUCGGGUGGUCACCGCUAUGAUCAACUGUGAUGAUGAUGAUAAGGGGGUGUUAUCGGGUCAGUGGGACGGCACGUACAUCGGAGGAGUUGAGCCGAGUCAAUGGACAAGCAGUGUGGACAUCUUAAGAAAAUGGAUGAAGUAUGACUGGUAUCCCGUCAAAUUUGGACAGUGUUGGGUGUUUGCAGCAGUGAUGUGCACAGUGUUGAGAUGUUUGGGGAUUCCUUGUCGUGUUGUCACCAACUAUCAGUCGGCUCAUGACACGGAUCUGAAUCUCAUUAUUGAUGAAUACUACGGUGAUUAUGGCGUCAUGCCUAGACGAAACCUUGACAGUAUUUGGAAUUAUCAUGUGUGGGUGGAGGGUUGGAUGAGACGUCCUGAUCUCUCUGAAGAUUUCUUCUAUGACGGCUGGCAGGUUCUGGACCCAACGCCACAAGAGAAAAGUACAGAUGUUUACUGCUGUGGUCCUGCUCCUGUCAGAGCCAUUCGUGAAGGUCACACCGACAUCAAAUACGAUGUGCCGUUUGUGUUUGGUGAAGUGAAUGCUGAUAAAGUCUCAUGGCUGAUUAUGGCCAACGGCUCCAAAAAGAAGAUUCAAACAGACACGAAAACUGUAGGACAAAGUAUCAGCACUAAAGCUAUAGGGACCAACAAAAGACAAGAUAUCACUGAAAACUACAAAUACACAGAGGGUUCUGUGAACGAGCGAUCUGCAUAUGAUGAGGCUGUGAAGAGAGCCAUUGCAGUAAUGAUGGCAGAAUAUCCUCCUCUUCCAAAUGUAAACAUGAAGAUCAGUCUGGAUGGGAAGCCUCUGAACGGCGUGGACAUUAAAGUCAAUCUCAGCGUGAGCACAGACAGCAGUAAAACACAAGAAGUUACAGUCAAGAUGAACGCUCAGGUCAUGAAAUACACCAACAACCCUUCAGCCGGAGUCUGGAGUGACACCAAAGAUAUUCAACUACAACCCAAAACCGAGCAAAUCAUUCCCAUCGUAAUCCCGUUUGCUGCAUACGGACCAGAACUUCUGGACAACAACUGCAUUAAAGUGUCUGUGAUCGCGACAGAUAAAUCAGACUCAAAACUGGUUUAUCUGGUGGAGAAAGACAUCGUCCCACAUAAUCCCAGCCUUCAGUUAACUGUGAGUGGGACUCCAAUUCUGAACAAUGAAAUGACAGCCGAGGUGAUGUUUGAAAAUCCUCUUUCUGAUCUCUCGCUGUAUAACUGCUGCAUUACACUGACAGGCAGUGGACUACUGAAACAAACUGAGGAGAACAAGGUUUCUGAGCUCGGCCCGGGACAGAAAGCAACACUGAAGGUGAAGUUCAGACCCAACAGAGCCGGACCAAAGAAACUGAUGGCCAGCUUUGACAGCUCAAUCUUCAAAGACAUCAGAAACAGCAUCGAUGUCAACAUUCGACUCGCCACAUCACGCAUGGCCUAUACCACUUUCACCAAAUAA